CUUCCAGUAGGGACGUUCACAGACUGUUCUUUUUCUCUCCAGUAGCUCUCAUUGUUAUCAAAAUCGGUAUCAGCCCUCUCCCUAAAAAUGGCGAAGAGGAAAAGGCAUGAGGAGUCAGAGGGUACAAGCCCAAAAAAGUCCAAAGCAGCACGAUUCAAUAUCCACACACUAAGCCGGUUGCAAAAGGCGGUUGCAGCGGAUCCCGAAAUUGAUCUGACAUUAUACUUCCCUAAGGACUACUCUGAGCGUCUCUCUGAAAUGCGGACUCCGUUACUAUCCUCAGCGACACCUAUUUCUGCUGCAACGACGUCAGGUUCAGUUCUCGAAGACGAUAUCCGCGUGUUUCUAAGACCUUCCGAACCCAUCGCCGUUAUAUUUCCCUUAUCUGACUCGGUUUGCAGAAUGCUGGCGGGUACGGACAUGUCGGAGGCCUUAAUAGGGCUUAUGCAGCGCUCUGAAAUUCUCUGGAAAAGCCCGUUUCCUCGAAAGAAAAUGGUUUUCAAAUGCGAUGGAAAUAUCGUCGUUAAGGCCAUAAAGAAUGCGGUGGACUACACUGAAUAUACAACACUACUGUACCUGGAAGUGCACAAGCCCACAGUGCCCGCUCCAAGGCCAUCUGGAUUAUUACAUGUCAACAAUGUCUCUUUAAUUUUUAUGACUUACGUCCCCACGACAACACUGGCAGACAUCUGGACAGGACUGGAUAUCGCACAGAAGAGGUCUAUUCAACAUCAGCUGAACGAAAUCCUAGCUGAUCUAAGGUCCCUCUCAUGCCCCGAUGGGAUGCCGCUCGGAGGAGUCCGCGGCGAAGGCUGUAAAGAUGUUAGGAGACAUCUUCGCCACAGCAUUGAACCCAUUCUUACCAUAAAGGAUUUCAAGAACUUUCAGUUCCCCUCUUUGCGCACUCCUAUUUUCACAGAAUUUAUCGACCGGCUCUGUCAACCCUGCAUCCGACCCGGGCAGUUAGAAAUUCAAUGUGUGUUUACACAUGGUGAUCUGCGACCAGAUAAUAUUACUGUAGAAGCAAGCGAUGGCGGCCAAUUCCGAAUUACUGGUCUGCUGGACUGGGAAUAUAGUGGAUUCUAUCCUGAGUAUUACGAGUUGAUUAGGAGCACAAACGGCCUCGGCCCUUCUGGAGAUGAUGACUGGUAUUUGUUCCUACCGGAGUGUAUUUCGCCAGAACGCUAUGGCAUGUGGUGGUUACUGGACUACGCUCAUGGGAGGUUGGUGGAGUGAUUAUCAUAUGGCUUUAGAAGAAUGGAGGCGUCGGAAAUUGGUACUAUAUCGCAGCAUGUAUUAGGUGGUUGCAAAGCCCUGAUUGUGAUCCUAGGCACGAAAGCUAAAUACUUAGUGGAAACUGAGGGCAUGGCAAGGAAAUUAGAGGAUUGCGCCUCGCUUUUCCUUCAAUUCAUCCCGAGCUUCACGGUACUC
Molecule: messenger RNA, 1431 nt
Organism: Coccidioides immitis RS
Lineage: Eukaryota; Fungi; Ascomycota; Eurotiomycetes; Onygenales; Onygenaceae
Exons: 2
Coding region: 88-1236 (382 amino acids)
Source: RefSeq, a predicted model, not a curated record